Messenger RNA from Cuscuta campestris, 2787 nucleotides. The record is from the annotation of a GenBank genome assembly. NCBI's taxonomy places the organism in Eukaryota, Viridiplantae, Streptophyta, Magnoliopsida, Solanales, Convolvulaceae.
AUUAAAUUAAUAAGGUGCGAGAAUGAUCCACAGCAUGCACUGGAAAUCUUCAACAUGGUUUCUGAUAACGAGGGGUUUGAUCACAACAAUGCCACAUACGGUAUUAUCCUCCAUAAACUGGCUGCUUGCAAAAGAUUUGAGAUGGUUGAUGCUGUUCUUCACCAGAUGUCCUAUGAGACUUGUAAAUUCCGUGAAGGAAUGCAGAUCUUGAGGCAGCAUUUGAAGUGGUUAAAGAGAUGAGGAUGUCACAAGUUUCUUAUCCCAACUUGAUCACAUACUCAACACUCAUGGAUGGGCUGUGCCGGUGUGGAAGAAUCCAAGAGGCAAUCAACUUGUUUGAAGAAAUGGUCUCAAAAGAUCAGAUAAUACCUGAUGCUCUGACUUAUAACAUCUUAAUAAAAUGGGAUUGUCAAGGAGGGGACAUUGAAAAAGGUAGGAGAAUAUUGGAUUUCAUGCGAAAGAAUGGGUGCCCACCGAAUUCCAUUAAUUACACAACCUUGAUGCAUGCAUGCUGUGAGCAAGGAAGAUUAGACGAGUGCAUUGCGAUUUUCACUGAAAUGAAGGGUUAUUUCAAUAAACUUGAUACGGUUUCCUAUACAGUUCUUAUAAACUGCAUGUGUAAGUGCGGCAGAGUUGAUGAAGCCGUAAACUUGCUUGAGAAGAUGAAAGAAAACGGUCGCAUAUCCGAUGAUGUUGCAGUUAGGAUUAUACUUGCAGCAUUGUGCAAUGAUCACAAGUGGGAUGAAGCUUUGCAUUUAGGGGAGAGCUUAUCUAAGGAGGGGGUAGUAUACCUUAGCAAGGGAUGUUACCGGAUCGUGUUGAAUGUGCUUUGCAAUGAAGGUGAACUGGACAAGGCCAUGGAGUUGUUGGGGAUGAUGCCGAGGAGGGGCUUUUGGCCUCACCACGCCACAUCAAACGAACUGUUGGUACGAUUCUGUGAAUCUGGAAAACUUGUCGAGGCAGCAUUCGCAUUGUUCUCAUUUGGACUGCCCAGGUUCUCUGGUUUUGUUCAUGGAGCUGUUAUGGUUUUGUUAAGUGGAAUGGGUUACAACCAGCCACUUGGAAUUGUUUCUGUGUGGCUUGAACCAACUCCUGUGGUGUUUAGGCUAUGUUUUGCUGUUCUCCAGGGCUGGGCAUUGGCAUCACUGGACCAACCUUAUCCCUUGCACCGGGUGACUUUUGUUUGCUGUGGUUUGGUUACGGAAGUUUUGGGGCUGACUGUGGUUUCUUCACCAACUGGUUCACUGCCCAGAAACUUCACUGAACACUUCCCAAAAUCACUGCGCUGGAUUUUGCUCUUUGGACAGCACCUAACUUCUGUUUUGGCAUGGCUAGAGAGUCUUCACGCUGGGGCUGUUGUACAGGGUUCCAAUACUGAUUUUGGUGGGGUUGAACCUUGCUGGUCAUGGGAAUUGUUGUACUUUGAGCUGCCACGAGUCACACUUUUACCCCUUCUUUUUGAACAUCAACUGAAAUGGAAACCAUUGUUGAGCCUUGGGCUCCAAUGUUUCAACACCACAAAAGGGAUGGAUUCGAAAGUUGAUGAAGCCGUAAACUUGCUUGAGAAGAUGAAAGAAAACGGUCGCAUAUCCGAUGAUGUUGCAGUUAGGAUUAUACUUGCAGCAUUGUGCAAUGAUCACAAGUGGGAUGAAGCUUUGCAUUUAGUGGAGAGCUUAUCUAAGGAGGGGGUAGUAUACCUUAGCAAGGGAUGUUACCGGAUCGUGUUGAAUGUGCUUUGCAAUGAAGAUGUUGAGGGUUCUGAUGAGGAAGAUAUUCUCGUUGAGGUGCCAACUAAGAAGAUUAAUAAGGCUAAAUUAGUGGAAAUGAAGAGGAGAGAAUAUCAAUUGUUGCAUCCACCAAAAAAGAAACAUGUCAACCAGAAAAAAGCCACAUUGAAUGAGUCUUGGUUUUCUGAUGAAGAAGAUGAAGACUUGGAUAACUUGGAAGAACAGAAUGCUCCUGAGUACAGACCUGAUGCAGAGAUGGAAAAUCUUAUAUUAUACCCCAAGUUGAAGUUCAAAAGCAUUCCUGAGUUCAGGAUGGUGAUCCGUGACUACUCGGUAAGGCAUGGCAUUCAGUUACAUUUUGAAAAGAAUGAUCCUAAUAGGGUUGUUGUGAAGUGUAUAAAAUGUGGCGAAUGGAAGGUGAGAGCUUCUUGGAUUCAGAAGGGACCAACAUGUCAGAUUAAAAGUUUGAAUACAAUCCACGAUUGUGAAUGGUGCUACAACAACAAGGCUGCAACAUAUAAGUACAUAGGUAAUAGAAUCAAGGAGCACGUGAAGGAUAUAUCAGGUGAGCCACUACAAAUGCUCUCCAAGUGGAUCUAUGGUAAUGUGAAGGNAGAGCAAGAAGAGAAGCAUUUAGGUUGAUACAUGGUGAUGCUGGAGUACAAUAUCAAAAACUUUGGGACUAUGGUGCUACUGUUCUAAAGCACAACCCUGGUAGUGUGGUUAAAAUUGGCAUACAUAGAAACAAAGAUAAUCAGCCUGUUUUUCAAAAAAUGUUUUUUACAUUUGCAGCCUUGAUUGAUGGGUUUCUUGCUGGUUGUAGGCCAAUUAUUGGCAUUGAUGGAUGUUUCCUGAAGUCCCCAUUUGGUGGGCAACUAUUAUGGGCAGUAGCUAGAGAUUCUAAUGACAAUAUGUUUCCAUUAGCUUUUGCGAUUGUGCCAGUAGAGAAUUAUGAACAUUGGUCCUGGUUUUUGAAAGAGUUACAUAUGUCAAUUGGACAUCCUAAUGAUAAGAAUUGGUGUUAUAUAUCUGAUAGACAAAAGGGGUUAAUGGAAGUGUU